CCCGCAUUCACUAUAUCCGGUCUCCCCGGACCCUGCAUUCACUAUAUCCGGUCUCCCCGGACCCUGCAUUCACUAUAUCUGGUCUCCCAGAACCCUGCAUUCACUAUAUCUGGUCUCCCCGGACCCCUGCAUUCACUAUAUCUGGUCUCCCCGGACCCUGCAUUCACUAUAUCUGGUCUCCCCGGACCCUGCAUUCACUAUAUCUGGUCUCUGAGGACCCUGCAUUCACUAUAUCUGGUCUCCCCGGACCCUGCAUUUACUAUAUCUGGUCUCCCAGGACCCUGCAUUCACUAUAUCUGGUCUCCCCGGACCCUGCAUUCACUAUAUCUGGUCUCCCCGGACCCUGCAUUCACUAUAUCUGGUCUCCCCGGACCCUGCAUUCACUAUAUCUGGUCUCCCCGGACCCUGCAUUCACUAUAUCUGGUCUCCCCGGACCCUGCAUUCACUAUAUCUGGUCUCCCCGGACCCUGCAUUCACUAUAUCUGGUCUCCCCGGACCCUGCAUUCACUAUAUCCGGUAUCCCACAGUGCACACAACAUGGAAGUGCAAUUAUUUAGUAAAUAUAAACUGUCAAAUACCUUUUUUCAUCAGCAGUUAGAGCAAUCUGUG
Messenger RNA from Staurois parvus, 609 nucleotides. The record is from the annotation of a GenBank genome assembly. Lineage: Eukaryota; Metazoa; Chordata; Amphibia; Anura; Ranidae.